Ictalurus furcatus (blue catfish) is the source of this 4647-nucleotide messenger RNA. It is a transcript of the gene s100p, whose product is annotated as calcium-activated potassium channel subunit beta-2. The record is from RefSeq and is a predicted model, not a curated record. The coding region runs from base 2552 to 3364 and encodes 270 amino acids. Lineage: Eukaryota; Metazoa; Chordata; Actinopteri; Siluriformes; Ictaluridae. Gene Ontology annotation, molecular function: potassium channel regulator activity; calcium-activated potassium channel activity. Gene Ontology annotation, biological process: potassium ion transport; detection of calcium ion. The transcript has 5 exons. Gene Ontology annotation, cellular component: voltage-gated potassium channel complex; membrane.
UCAACUCAAAUUUGAUUAAUUAGUUUAGCUUGUUAAAUUUGUCCCAAUUUUGACCCAGAUUUCAAUAUAUAAAAUAUAUUUCCAAAUAAUAAAUGUAUCAUAAAAUUGUCUGGCAUCUCUGGUGGAUUUUUAGACUAGGGAUAUAACUGAAUAUGAAUACAUUAUAUAUUACAUACAGUGCUAUGAAAAAGUAUUUCUUCUGUUUUAAAUCUUCAAAUGAAAUACAACAUAAAAUAAUAGGCAACUUGAGUACCUAUCACCAAUGUGAAAAACUAAUUGUCCCAUUAAAAUUAAAAUUGGUUUGUGCCACCUUUAGCAGCAAUAACUGCAACCAAACGCUUCCGAUAACUGGAGAUCAGUCUUUCACUAGGACUAGGACUUACUCCUAUGUUUUGGAUUAUUGUCUUGCAUAAUCCAUUUGCGCUUGAGUUUCAAUUUACGGAUUCCUUUAGGAUUUUCUGGUAGAGAGCAGAAAUCAUUUUUCCCUCAUUUAUUGCACGUUGCCCAGGCCCUGAAGCAGCAAAGCAUCCCCACACCAUCACACUGCCACCACCAUGCUUGAGUGUAGUUAUGAUGUUUUUUUUUUUUUGGCUUAUGCCAGAUGUAACGGGAUGUAAGGUGUGUUUUGCCAUAAUUCAGACGCGCCUUAAUGUUCUUCUGGGUUAGCAGUGGUUUUCGUCUCAAUAUUCUUCCAUGGGUGCCAUUUUUGCCCAGUUUAUUUCUAAGAUAAGAUAAGAUAAUUAUUAAUCCCCAGAUGGAGAAAUUUGUGUAUAGUGGAGUCAUGAACAGUGACCUUUAUUGAUGCAAUUGAGGCCUGUAGGUCCUUUGAUGGUGUUUUUGGCUCGUUUGUGACUUACUGGAUGAAUUGUUGCUGUGCUCUUGAAGCAAUUUUGGAAGGUCAGUCAAAAUUAGGUUCACUACUGUGCUGAGUUUUUUCCAUUUGGAGAAAAUGGCUCUCACAGUGGUUCUUUGGAGUCCCAGAGCCUUUGAAAUAGCUUUAUAACCCUUUGUAAAGUACUAUUUAUUGAACUUAUUGAUUUGAUUGAAAGGGGUUUGCAGUAAUCAGGCCUGGUUGCGUCUAGUCCAGCUGAACCCCAUUAUGAAUGCAGUUUCAUAGAUUUGGGGAAUUAGUAACUAUGGGGGCAAAUACAUUUUCACACAGGCCCAGGUGGUAAUGGAUAGCUUUUUAGCUGCAAUAAAUAACAUUAUCAUUUAAAAACUGUAUUUUGUGUUUACACAGGUUGCUUUUGUUUUAUCUUAGAUUUUGCUUUCAUUUCUGAAACAAUUUAGUAUGAGAUAUACACAAAAACAGAAGAAAUCAGAAAUCAAGCAGAUACUUUUUCAUAGCACUGUAAAUAAAUAAAUAACCCUUCCAGUUUAGGUCAUACCCACUUUGGGUUUAAAUAUGAAUGCAGAUAUGGACAUUUGUAGCUAUAAGAAGAUACCGAUACAGAUUGUGGAAUUAUGUAUAACCCCUGGUAAAUGCUACAUUCCUAGAAAAACAGUUCCUACAGUGGAUUUUUCUCCUAGAAUCACUUUUAAAAGCUGGAACCAUUAACCAUCCAAAGAACACUUCGAGAAACAUUUUUGGCAAGAGGGCCCAAAACAAUGCAGUUUCCUGCUUUUCCUUACCAGGUAGGAAAGGUACAGUAGGUGAAGUGCAUUAUGCAUAUAUUGUAACUCUUUAGUUAAGGUUCCACACAUUACUGAAUGGAAGGUUAUGAGUUUGAAUUCCACAACUGUUCAUCAACUCAAAUGAUGGCAAGUUAUGCCAUUGCAAGCAAUUCCAAGCUGAAAAGUUUUAGUUAUUUCUCUGGAUCGGAAUCUGCCACAGUUGCUGUUGUUUAGAGCCUGGGCUACGAUGUUCAUGUGGCAAUCAGGUUUUUUUUAAUGAUUUUUUUUUUUUUCAUGCAUUGGUCAUUUGUUUGAUUGCUCAGUCACAAACACAGGUAAUGAAUGGGGCACUUUUGUAGGCAAGUUCUGAUUACACCAAUCAGCCAUGACUGUAUCCAUCAUAAAAAGCUUUUUGAAAUCAGUCAAAUGAUUAGCAAUCUGCAGUCUGGAAUAGGUAACAUUUAAUGAGAUGAAGUAUUCAUUUUAAAAUGUCUUUAAAAACAUUUUGUUGUUUUUAUAUUUCACUUUGCCAAGCACAGCUGCAAAACUAUAAUCAUAUAUUGUAAUGUAGUAACCUUAGUACAACUCAUAAUGCAAGACUUUUUGGCAGCAUGGCAUGUGCUUCAGAGCAGACUCUAUUCUAUCACUGUUGUUGUUGUGGUUUAAAACUUACUACCCUACUGUUGGUCUGCCUGAGAAUGACUUGGACCUAAAUGAGGAAGAUUAAGAGCCUGCUGAGUGGAUUCCCAACAAGUAGCUGGACUGGAAAAACCAACUGCUGUCAAGAGCCCUCCCCUCCUGCCCACAAAAUAAUAUUGACAAAUGUGUGUGGGGCGCUUGUCCCAGGAGUGGCAUGUCAGUCUUUUACUGCCAGUUAGUCUGGCCCUGCUAAAUAAUCUGUUGACAGAAGCCUGACCAUGCCUAAAGCACUGGAGUAAUGGCUGCUUCUUACUGCGACUGCACCUCAUCCUAUACCUGCCAGAGACAACUAUAUGAAUGCAGAAUAUCCCAGCAGUCCUUGGCGAGUACGUUAGAGAGUGCUGGGAGGAUGUUCCUAUGGGCUGGAACCAAAGGACCCCAGGGAUCAGGAAAUGAAAGGACCAUUUAUCAAAAGAUCAGAGAAUAUGACAUUCUGGACAAGAGGAAGACAGUGACAGCACUGAAAGCAGGAGAGGACAGAGCUAUUCUCCUUGGCCUUAGCAUGAUCUUCUUUUCUGUCAUGAUGUACUUUGUCCUGGGCAUUACAAUGGUGCGGUCAUAUACAGACAGUGUGUGGACUGAGGAAUCAAGCUGUACCGUGCUAAAUUCAACAAUUAUUGGGGAGAUUAACUGUAGCUACAGCUGUGGUGCAGAGUGCUGGAAGAGUUCCAGAUACCCGUGCCUGCAGGUGUACAUCAGCCUGAACUCAUCAGGCCGAAUAAUGAGACUGUCCCACAAUGAGGAGGCCCAGGAGGCCAAUCCUGAGUGUUUCUUUGUCCCUAAGUGCCGUAAAGACCAUGCAAUGAUGCACGCCUUGGUACUGAACAUCUCCGAGCGCCUGAAGGUCCAGCAGCAGGUGCGUUGUUACACAGACCCAACAGAGCAGCAGGACAGCGCCAUCCUGAUGCGCCUCUAUGGUCGUGCCGCCAUUCUCUCAUCGCUGCUGUGGCCUACGUGCACAUUUGUGAUUGGCGUGCUCAUUGUUGCCAUGGUCAAGCUCACACAAUACCUUUCCAUCCUCUGUGAGCGGAUAAGCCGCAUUAAGAGGUGAGCCGGACUGCCAUUGAGUCUUGAGAUGGAUCAAUGGAAAGAGAGAGAAAAUAGAGUGAAAGAGAGCAACAACUCUCUAACCACUAUGUUCCUCGCAGGACUGGUCUCUCUCCUCUUGCAUCUGCCUCGCACUCCAGGGAGGGUAGCAAAAAGUGCAGCGGAACCAUGCUGGACGGGAUUUGAAUGGAAAAGGAUCCAAAGAUGAAAGGUCAAAAGUGGAACGAUAGACAGCUUCAUUGGCUAAGCCCAGUUUUCUACACCUCUAUAAGCAGCACAAUCUUUUAAGGAAUAGAGAGACUAAUGCCCAGUGGUGUUUGAUGUGCCUCUGCCCUGCUGUACACUUUGCUAAUCAAUCCAUAUUGUGGUGACAAGGACAGACAUUUGUCUUGGACAACGUCAAGCUUUCAGAGACUGAAAUUUAUGGUUGAAGCUGUAUAGCACAGGUUGGGUCAAGUCCAAAUGAAUAAAACCUAAGAAUCAAAACAAGCGUCGAUUAUAUUCGGUGACUAGCGGAGCCUACAUUAAACUUUUCAUAUCUGGUCUUUUUAAUGCCUGGUCUGGCCUGACCUUCGAAUUUACUGACUAGAAAAAUAUCGCACACCAAGUCCACUGAACAUGAUUUACUCAUUCAUGACUCUCUUAAAAAAUGACAUUUAUGAAGGUUCAGCAGGUGCACGGACAAGUUGAUAAAUGAAGCGUAAAUAACACAUUAAAUGAAUAAGCAUAAAUCUGUAACCAAGUAAUAACAUUUCUGAUUGCGCAACAGCCACUUAUUUAUAGUCUCAUGUUCUGUUCAGAUCUGAUCAAUGUUCAGUAAUUUCCACAUGAAAGCAAAUUCCACAGCUCUGCUUAUUUUCAGAAAAUCAAUAGCUUAAAUUACUGGAGCAUCAAUAAGACCUAAUGGAAUCAUACUUUGUCCUUGAUGACCAUUCAAGUCUGUAAUUAAUUCUUUAAUGGGUUCUAUAGUUUCUUAGUGGGGAACCAAUAAAUGUAACACAGAUCAAUACCAAUUUAUAUCAAGGAACUUCAUUAAACUGGUUGUAUUCUUAAAUGCAUUACAGAGGUGUGUACAUUAAAACUAGAUUUUAUUUGUCACCAUAAAAGUGCCUGAGAGUUGACUUUAUAAUGUGCCUAAACUUCAAUGAUCAUGUACAUUUCCUUUUGAUACUUUGAGGUCUUGUUAAAUCUACUCUUGUAUAUUAAGUAGUGUGUAAACCACAUUUAUAACCACAUUUUUAGGACAAGAACUCAAUUUCCUUUAAUAAACUAGACUUUUUUCCCUUC